This is a messenger RNA of Acipenser ruthenus (sterlet), 2796 nucleotides long. Its product is annotated as protein FAM78A-like. The transcript has 2 exons. Lineage: Eukaryota; Metazoa; Chordata; Actinopteri; Acipenseriformes; Acipenseridae. The coding region runs from base 1737 to 2588 and encodes 283 amino acids. The record is from RefSeq and is a predicted model, not a curated record.
CCGACAGAUUGAAUUACAGAAGGGGGGACCUGCAGUGGUUGCAAUGGGAGAAGGGGGUGAGGGAUAAAGGAGGGCUUGCACGGGAUUUAAUGCCCGAAACACCCCCGUAGACUGGGAAGGGGAACAAAGGGGGGAAAGCAGGUCUGCAAGAAUUGAUUUCCCCAGAAUAAAUCCUCUUCAUUGUAAUCGGAGAAGACAGUUUGGAGAUACAAAGUUGACCUGGUUGCCUUUGGACGCUGCUGCUGCUGCAUAUGAGCAGCCGUGAAGUAAAUUGAAGUUGCUUGACUUCCGAAGGAGAUCCACAUGACGAUAUUAUUUCUAUCUGGAAGAAGAUUUGAAGUUUUUUUUUUUGUUUUUGGGACCUAUGUACAUCAUUAAACAGCUGAAUGUAUUUUGAAUGCGUGAAACAAAUGCGGUUGGCAGUUCUGUAACGAUCUUUGAAUACCAACCGGUCUGUAAUUAUUUAUAGUGUUGUUAAAGAAAAUAUAGGGAGACGGGUGUCAUUUGCUAAUGAUUCAUUAAUAAAUGCUGCCUGAUAACGGUGUUUUAUACGAUCUACAGCAAACGAUGCUCCGUUGUAUGGAAUGACUCAAACACGAAUGAAAAGAGCAUCUUAAGUCAGUUUUAUUAUUUAUGAGUUGAUGGGUUUUUUUUGACCAUGCAGCACAUAAUACUUUUCUAUUUAAUUCUAAGUAGAAAUAAAAUAGGCUAGUUAUAUUUUAUUUAAUAGAUGCUGAAUAUGUAAUUAAUAUUGUAAAUAUUGCAUUUAAAAUAACGAGGGCAAUACAUAGCCUUCAUCAUGUAAUAACUUGCAGUAUUUUAUUUGCGAUAUUAUAAAUCUAUAUAUAUAUAUUGAAUGCGCCUCCAGCAGCAGCAGGUCCGAUGCUUUUGAAUUACCAGUAAUUUAACGUGUCAUCGUUUUGAUUAUGAUGUAAUUAAGACGUGCUUUGUUGUAUGCACGGUAAAGCGUCCCUGUCCACAGCAAAAGUGAAACUUUGUUUAAAACUCGGUUACAUCCUUUCCUUCAGCUUCUCAAUUCAUUAUCUACCGCACGGAGGCUUACGAGCAAGAACAGAAAUCCGCGGUAAAAUCCGUUAAUAUAUUGUUCAACCCGUUACCUACACGAGAAGAAUUCCUCUCAGGAACUGCUGUAUAACAACAGAUACGUACGUUCAUUAUUUUUAUUUCUUUUUACUCCGAAACUAAAAUAAUUUGUGUUUUGUUUAAUUCAACUGCAAGACGUUUUUAUUUAUCUAUUAUUAUUUCUAAUGAAACGGUCAUUUACUUUGGAAAACGUUUUAAUAUCCAAACACCGACCUGCUCUCGUCGCAGUAUUAGCGCUAUAAGGUGUUAAAACAAGUAUUUAUUCAGAGAAGCGGAUAGAACUUGGAGAAGAUGUUCUGGUAGUCGGCGGAGGAAGCACGACUCUAUCUCUCUCUUAGAUAACGCCAGUUAUGCAUUUACUGCUUAAAUGCAGCUGCGGUGAAUUUGACAGAAAUUUGAAGCUAGUGCUGAAGAACUGGGACGUUUUUCCUUAAUCCAAAGGAAUUCUUCUGCUAAUGUGUCUGUGUGGAUAUUGUUAACAUCAGAGGAAGCCAACUACCCUUAAACUCAGCAGCACACACAGAAUGGUUUUUUGUAACCAAGUUGAGUACACGUUUUUUCUUUUUUGUACAGAGGGGAUGUUAAACUAGAACUCGAAAUAUGAUAAUCACUGUGAAGACCUUUUCAUUUCCAUGCGCCGGUUUUACAGAGAAAGCUGGUAUCUGUCAUUGAUUGUCUUGGUGUUAAAUGUGACCAUGGGCUGCAUACACAGUAUCAGGUGUAAACCCAAGAAUUUCCGAGAGAGCGUCACCGUUCUCGAAGUGACCGCCUCCAUCGAUUCGAACCCCACCAGCAUCGACGAGUCCUCUGGCGUGGUGCUCCGGUACCGGACCCCACACUUCCGAGCUUCAGCUCGGGUCCUGGUACCGCCAGUGUCCGGGAAGGAGACCUGGACGGUAGGGUGGAUCCAAGCUUGCAACCACAUGGAGUUCUACAACAAGUACGGGAGCAAAGGAAUGUCGAGUUGGGAGCUCCCGGACUUGAGAGACAGCAAAAUCCAAGCAAUAAGCGACUCUGAUGGGGUGAACUACCCUUGGUACGGCAACACCACGGAGACUUGCACCAUCGUGGGCCCGACCAGGAGGGAGACCAAGUUCACGGUCAGCAUGAACGACAACUUCUACCCCAGCGUGACGUGGGGGGUGCCAGUCAGCGACAGCAACUCCCCACAGCUGACCAGCAUCCGCAGGGACCAGAGCUUCACCACCUGGCUGGUCGCCAUCAACCAGGCCACCAACGAGACCAUCGCACUGCAGACCGUCAAGUGGAGGAUGCAGCUGCAUAUCGAGGUCUUCCCGGAGAAGCCUCUGGGCCACCGGGCCAAGCUGCUGGAGCCCUCUGCCCAGGAGCAGCCCACCAUCCUCACCAAGAAUGAGCCCAUCCCUCCCAACGCCUUGGUGAAGCCCAACGCCAACGACGCUCAGGUCCUCAUGUGGCGGCCAAAGACUGGAGAGCCGGUUGUGGUUAUACCUCCGAAAUACUGAACUCACUUUUUGCUGAAACACAGUGAAAGGGCACUUAAAAAAAGUUCUAUGAUUAAGACAAAAUAAAGAUGCCCGGAUCGGAAGUACCAAUGGACUAUCCCUGGAAUGUAUGAUUGCAACCAAUCUACCUUUUAAACUGGGUCGGGUAUCACUGUGCUAAAUGAAAUCAUUGCAAAAAAAAAAUCUUGGCUAUUUGCUUGCUAUCUUG